Messenger RNA from Bombina bombina (fire-bellied toad), 3850 nucleotides. RefSeq names its product ADP ribosylation factor GTPase activating protein 3 (gene ARFGAP3). Gene Ontology annotation, biological process: COPI coating of Golgi vesicle. The record is from RefSeq and is a predicted model, not a curated record. Gene Ontology annotation, molecular function: GTPase activator activity. Lineage: Eukaryota; Metazoa; Chordata; Amphibia; Anura; Bombinatoridae.
GACGUGGCGCUGUUGUUGCUCAGUGUCUUAGGAGUUACCGGUCGUUACAAGGAGCGCACCGGAGACAGGAAACCGGGAGCAGAAGCACCGUAGGCACCAUGAGUGAGCCCCACAAGCAGGAUAUAUUCCACGUUUUCAAGCGGCUCCGUGCUGUGCCCACAAACAAGACAUGUUUUGACUGUGGAGCAAAAAACCCAAGCUGGGCCAGCAUCACGUAUGGCGUUUUCCUGUGCAUUGACUGCUCUGGGACACAUCGCUCCCUUGGAGUUCACCUGAGUUUCAUUAGAUCUACUGAACUAGAUUCGAACUGGUCCUGGUUUCAGUUGAGAUGUAUGCAGGUUGGAGGCAAUGCUAAUGCAUUGAUCUUCUUUCGGCAGCACGGUUGUUCGACAAAUGAUACCAACGCAAAAUACAACAGUCGCGCAUCUCAACUUUACAGGGAGAAAAUUAAAUCUCAGGCGUCACUAGCAACAAGGAAAUAUGGCACUGAUUUGUGGAUAGACGGUUGUGAGGCUCCCCCCUUGUCACCACAAGAGAAAAAGGAGUUAGACUUUUUUUCAUCACACUCGGAGUUUAGUAACACAGACUGGACUGAACCCCAAAAUCCAGCUAUACCUACAACACCGAGCACUGCAGAAGAUGCUUCAGAAAGCAAUGAAGGUGACCCAGAACAAGGACCGAGUGUAGACUGUCUCAGCAUGUCCCCAAAGGCUGCACUAGAUGAUACAAUGAAUAUAUUAUCUGCAGGGAGCGCACCUACAAAAGAUACCGGUUCGCUUUUAAAAAAGAAGCCUGCUACUGCCAAGAAAGGGCUUGGCGCCAAGAAGGGAGGCCUGGGAGCGCAGAAAGUCAGCAGCAAGAGUUUCAGCGAGAUUGAGAAACACGCUCAUGCCGCCGAUAAGCAGAAGGAGCAGGAGCUUGCUAACACUAGCAAGAAGCAAGAGGAGCCUGUGGUAACUUCUUUGCGCCUGGCUUAUCAGCAACUGGAAAUACAGAAGCAAAAGGAUGAUGAUAAAAUGAGGAAUAUGCCUGCUAAGAAGAAAGCCGACGCUGAGAGGCUCGGUAUGGGCUUUGGUAACAGAAGCGGCAUCUCACAUUCUGUCCUUGCUGAAAUGCAAAUGAUUGAACAAGAAGCUCCAAAAAAUGUCAAAUCGAAAAAGCUUUACCAGGAGGAGGAAUCGGAGGAUUUCUUUUUUAGUUCUUCACGGCCCUCAAGAUAUAGAGAGGAGCCUGCUGAACCAAUCACUAGUUCUUUCUAUAAUUGGGAGGACAGUUCUGAUGAUUUCUGGAAAAAAGAAAGUUCCAGUCUUGACAGUGAUAUCACUUUAAGUUCAAAGACAAAAAAUUACGUUGAACGACCUGCGACCCGUCGUAAGCACGACUUAGAGCCAGCCACAGAUAUAGAUGAAGCUCAGAAAAAGUUUGGGAAUGCAAAGGCCAUCUCAUCUGACAUGUAUUUUGGAAAACAGGACAAUACAGAUUAUGAGACCAGAGCUCGGCUGGAGAGGUUUUCUGGAAAUUCAUCCAUAAGUUCUGCGGACUUGUUUGAUGAACAGAAGAAGCACCCUGAAAGUCUUUAGGCAUUGACUACUAGUUAUUUAAAUGGCUGGAAGAUGCCACUCAGGUAUGCAGACCUAUGUAAACAUAUAUAUAUAUACACACAUCCUGUUUGACUUUUCAUAAUACACAGAAACCAAUAUGCUUUUUGAAUGAAAUAAUAUUUUUGGCAUAUAAUGAGAAAUCUCUAUAAAAAUUCCUUAUGGUUUUUAAGAUAUAUGGUGUAUUUAUAGAUCUUUGUUUUGUAAUAUUGAUGAUGGUUGUUGACGUAAUAAGGAAUAGAUUACAUUACGCUCCCGCUGUAAACAUAACAACUUGAAGUAACAUUAAUAAUUCAUAUACAUAAAGAUAUGUUACUACUAGUUAUGUUUACAACCACAAUAUGAUGUCACCCUUAGUUGGAAUGGGUUUCCAGUCAGCAUUAUACUGCUUGCACGGUACAAUAUAAAACAUUCCAGUCCCCACAAACCCAAAAUAUUUUAGACCUAACCUUAACUUAUGUUUAAACCUUUUUGUUUUUGAUGUUUAGGGUAAAAAUAUUUAUUUUGCCACUAAUUUACUACUUCCUAUGGAAAAAUACUGUUAGAUGCCGUCUGCACUAAAUUAUAAGCCUAGAAACUCUUUAUUGCACCAGUAAAUUCCAAAAUAAGAUUGUGAUGAAGGUCUCGGGUGUAUUUUUAUCACAAGAUCAUUUUAUAGUCUUCGUCUUGUUUUGAUAUUGGGUGGGGAGCGAGUUUAUAGUUCUACCUGACCGCAUUAGAGUUUUGUGAGCAGAACAAAUUCAGUGUCCGAUAAAGACAAUCUAUAGCAUUUUAUGUUGUAACCAAAUCUAUACGAUAGUUGUAAAAUAAAUAUCCUGUGAAUUCCAGAGAAUUAAAAUCCUCAUCAGUCGCAGGCUGCAGAUUUACACCAUAGAGUCCGCUACGCAUUUUUAGUAGCCAGACAAGGGUUGUGUGUACAGCUAUAUAUUUAGUAGCCAGACAAGGGUUGUGUGUACAGAUAUAUAUUUAGUAGCCAGACAAGGGUUGUGUGUACAGAUAUAUGAAGAUUUACCUUAAAAUGCACAAGCUGGGGCUUCUGGGAUUUGUGAAGGAAUAAUCACAGGGGUUCAAUUAAUGAAUAUAAGUUAUUGCUGUUGUGGGUUUUUUUUUUGUCUUUGUAAAUAAUCCAUAAUUAGUGAGUAUAUAUCUAUGUGCUCCCUGACUGCUAAAUAGCGUGAUGUACGUACGUUUGUGUUACAUGCACAAUCUUAUUAAAGGGAUAAAAUCUGCUCUCUCUAGUUUAUUUUACUAAUAAGCCCCUAUCUUGUGUAAUCAGCUUCUUGCUUAAGUUUAGCUCUUAUUAAGAGCUCAUCCGACCUACUGCUGAUGACACAGACAACAAAACCAUACAGAUAAAUUAGCAGUGAUUUCCCUUAACUUAUAAAUAACUUGUGAAACGUUCUAGGACACCACUCCUAGAAAUUCAUUUACUCACCUGAAUCUGUCCUCUGUAUGUAUAUAAUAUCAGUUAUAUGCAGAUAGACUGAGGAAUCUGAUUUUACCGCUAUCUCCCUAACACCUUAGUGAAUCCAGCAAGACACAGAUACUGAAAUCCUAUCACAUAAGCUGCAUAUGAACCUUAUUCCUCCUGGCAAUGUUACCUAGAACUUACUCCUCACCAGUUUUAUCAAGGUUUAAUAAACCUAGCCCCAUUGUAACAUCCAUUUGUGUAGAUAAACAAGUAUAUUGUCAAUGUAAACUAUAGAUGUGCACCUCUGAUCAUUUCUCUUUUGUGUGAUGGAUACUCAUGAGUUAAUACAUUUACAACUGAAGCAUUUCUGUCCGACUCUCCGUGUGAUCAGCUGCAUUGUUUAUAAAGAAUUAUGUGUAAAGCCUCAAGUAGAUCUGUGUGACCAACCGGAAAACGCAGGUUUGUGUACAGCCAGACAAUCAUCAGAAAACUUUAUUGUACGGGUCCCUGCACAUUAUACAGAGCCCUUUUGUAUUAGAUGGACCUUAGUUCAAAAUAUAAAAAAUAGCAAAAUGCAAAUAGUUUUUUAGAGGAAAAAUAUUAGCAGAAUCAAAUAUGUAAUUUAAUAAUUUUUUGGACUAUUAUUGUGCUUUUUACGUCCAAAAGAACUUGCUGUGUUUUAGACAGCAUCGCCUAUGUUGUCAGACUUAAUUCUAUGCAAUCUUGGGAUAUAUUUGGAAUCUCUAUGUCCUGGAAGACCGCCCUAAUAGUGUGCACAUUUUACUAAAUUGUUAUAUCUUUGUAAUGAUUUGUAUUCUAUAAUAAACUAUAGAUCGCUUCA